AUGGGGGGAGUAAUUCUUCAAUGUCCAGCAACCCUCCUAUUCCCCCCUCACAUCCACAUCCUAUUAUCGUGUGACCAAUACCAUCCAAAUCAUUCUUACUUUCAUUUCCCAAAGUUAUCCAUCUACAAGGAGACCUGUAUAGAUCACAUGAUGGCACCAAUGAGGAUGGAGGAGGACCGGAGUCACAUGACUGAGAAGAUACUAAACCUCACCCUGGAGAUCAUCUACCUGCUGACCGGAGAGAGAUUUCCUCUUCUGAAGUCAGGUGAUCAUAUGACCAUCACAGUGCCUCCAUGUGACUCCCUAAAUCGUGAGAGACACAACAUGCAGAAGAUUCUAGAAGUCACCAAGAAGAUGAUGGAGCUGCUGACAGGAGAGGUGAGACGGUGCCGGGAAUUCUGGGACAUUCUCCAGUAACAGACAAGGGAUGUGUCUGGAUGGUGACUGUAUCAUUGUGUGUGUCAGGUUCCUAUAAGAUGGAUCCAGUCAUGGGAACCCACCAGAGAGAUGUCCCCGUCCUCUGUAUUCCCGGGAUUCCACACAGGAAGGUCACACCAUCCCUCACCAUCAUCAGGUAGAUGAUGACAAUUAUUGGAACCCACCAGAGAGAUGUCCCCGUCCUCUGUAUUUCCCGGGAUUCCACACAGGAAGGUCACACCAUCCCUCACUAUUGCAAGGUUGGUGGGAUGGAGAAUCUAGAACAUGGACUCAUAGAGACAAUGUGUGGGAUAUUUUAUGUGAGCUUAUAUUUUACAGAUGAUAUUUUCUCUCAUUUCCUUGAUUUAGAGUGGAGAUCCAAUCGAUAUAGAAUUUGA
Molecule: messenger RNA, 815 nt
Organism: Staurois parvus
Lineage: Eukaryota; Metazoa; Chordata; Amphibia; Anura; Ranidae
Source: the annotation of a GenBank genome assembly